CUCUUCGUAGGUAGAGAGAGAGAGAGAGAGAGAGAGAGAGAGAGGAAGGGAGCACUGAGGAACUCGCAGGCAUAUUAAUAUCAAUGAUGAUCUUAGCAUGGAGGUCAUCAUCACCCCUAUUUCUGAGGAGGUAUAUCUCAUCCUUCUUCCAAGGUUGGUUUUCAUGGUAACCUCAUGUUAUCUAUUUUAAAUCACAACACUGAGGAAAAACAGCUCCCACUUCCCCUCUAAUUUCCCCUCCUCAUCAAUUUGCAUCCACAGAUCACUAUCACCACCUUCACCUCCACUUAAUUUUAUCCAAUACCACACCUACCCUUAUAACCUUCCCUAUUCCACUUAUCCUCCAUUAAGUUUUUAACUAGAGGAGGGGUUCUAUUGUGGGAUAUGAUAAUCAACCCUGAUGCAAACACAUCCCUUACAACAUAAUAAACGCAAAGUGUUGUUGUUGGGCCGGGACAGCGAUUAACAAGAAGUGAAAGGGAUAAUUUCAUCAUGGCUCGACAAUUGUGUGAAGAAAAGUCCAAGGACAUGGCUUCAUCAAGUCAUGGGUUGUUCUACUCAGAUGUAUCAUCCAAUAACCCAACUAUCCAACCCCAUCUGAUGAACCACAUCCAAGGCUUUGUGACCGACCCGGACAUGUUCAACCUCACCACAGGUAUGGAUAUGAUAGGGUUUUCAAAGAACCUUCAGCAACACAGCGAAAGCAACGGUGUCAUGAUGUGGAAAAGUUUCUUCGGCAAACCAGGUCAACUCGCGGGUUCUUCCUCUUCCAAAACGAUGAACGGGUCUUGUAGCAAUUUUUAUAACCAGCAUGCUGAUGCGUAUAAUACUAAUAAGCAAGACUUCACAUCAGGGAUUUCUGAGACAAGUAGCGAGAACUUAGUUGUCGGUGGUGCCCAUGAUUCUGCCCCGUGGCAAGAGAACAGGCUAAUGGUUGAUGAUUCUUCCUUAAGGUGCGUGUUCCCUUGUGAAGGUAACCAAAGGCCCAGUCAAGGCCUUUCACUCUCUCUUAGUUCAACCAACCCUUUAAGUAUUGGCUUGCAAUCGUUUGAGCUAAGACAAACAAGCCAUCAUCAGCAUCUUUCUGAUUUUGUUUCAAGAGAGGGUUUUUUCGGAAAACCAGUCAAUGCUCAACAGCAGCAACAACAAAUGUUGCAAGAUGGGUAUUUGAGUCCUAGCAAAGGUGCAAAUAUUUAUCAGGGACAUUUUCUAAUCAAGAACUCCAAGUUCUUGGUGCCUGCACAGGUCCUUCUGAACGAGUUUUGUAGCCUAGGGACAAAGGAAAAUGAUGUACUACCAAAGCAAAAGUGCUCUCAAAAGAACAAGCAGUGGGAAGAAGGUAAUAGCGGUGGUGGUUCCUCAAAGAACCAUUCUCUUAGCUCUCUAGAGUAUGUGGAAUUGCAGAAGAGAAAGACAAAGCUGCUCGCGAUGCUGGAAGAGGUUGAUAGAAGAUACAAACACUACCGUAACCAAAUGAAGGCUGUGGUGUCCUCCUUUGAAGCAGUGGCGGGUAAUGGUGCAGCCACUGUUUACUCGGCUCUGGCUUUGAAAGCCAUGUCAAGACAUUUUAGGUGUUUGAAGGAUGGAAUUAUGGAUGAAAUUGAAGCCACAAGAAAAGGCAUGGGAGAGAAAGACCACGUAGCGGCAGUACCCGGCACAACAAGGGGCGAAACACCAAGGCUUAGAAUCGUUGACCAAUCGCUGAGACAACAAAGGGCCUUUCAGCAAAUUAGCAUCAUGGAAACCCAUCCUUGGAGACCCCAACGUGGCCUUCCCGAACGUUCCGUUUCUGUUCUUCGAGCUUGGCUUUUUGAGCACUUUCUCCAUCCGUACCCAAGCGAUGUUGAUAAACAUAUCCUAGCCCGCCAAGCCGGUCUCUCCAGACGUCAGGUUUCGAAUUGGUUUAUUAACGCGAGGGUGAGGCUAUGGAAGCCGAUGGUGGAGGAAAUGUAUCUGGAAGAAGAGAAGGAGCAAGAAAACGACGUAGCAUCAUCGGAUAUUAAUGUUCCCGAAGAGGAUGAGAAGCCAACGCAGGAGGCUCCACUCCUUCGAAUUGACUCAGAGUGCAUGUCGUCUAUCGUCAACGACGUCACAAAGAGCGGCAAAACCAUCCAAAACGACAACCAAAUGGACGCAUUCGGGUCGGUGGAGCUUGACUUUUCGUCCUACACGCAUGCGCACCAUUCUUCCGGCGUGUCGUUGACGCUGGGGUUACAGCAGCACGGUGAAAGCGGGGUAAGUUUAGCGUUCCUGCCAGCGGCAACACAGAGCUCGAUGUUUUACCCACGGGAUCAGAUUCAAGAGUGUCAAACAGUUCAGUACUCUCUUUUGGAUGCCGAAGGACAAAACAUGCCGUUUAGGAAUGUCAUGGGGACACACUUGCUUCAUGAUUUGGUAUGAUAUAUCGCAAAGUUUAUUGAGUUCAAUCAUGGAGGACGUGGAUUUAAUUAGGUGUCACGUAAGUAGAAAGUUUAGUUUUUAAUUUUAAUAUAUAUAGUGCAUAGUUAUAUAUAUAUAUUAAUGCUUCCAUAUAGAAAUUUAAGCUACACUUGUAGUUAAUUACAUAAUAUAUACACUUCCUAGUUUCAACAUGCAUUCAUGCCUCCUCUAUUUUGGAAUUUAAAUCUUCAACUGAUCGAUGCAAGAUUAUAUAUAA
Messenger RNA from Glycine soja, 2656 nucleotides. RefSeq names its product homeobox protein BEL1 homolog. Gene Ontology annotation, biological process: regulation of transcription by RNA polymerase II. NCBI's taxonomy places the organism in Eukaryota, Viridiplantae, Streptophyta, Magnoliopsida, Fabales, Fabaceae. Gene Ontology annotation, molecular function: DNA-binding transcription factor activity, RNA polymerase II-specific; RNA polymerase II cis-regulatory region sequence-specific DNA binding. The coding region runs from base 493 to 2400 and encodes 635 amino acids. The transcript has 5 exons. The record is from RefSeq and is a predicted model, not a curated record.